AUGGGCGGCGACGAAGUUGUCGGCAGGGUAAUCAAGCUCGGCGCAGACACCGAAUCCUCAAACCAGGUCGGCCUUUCAGACCGGAGGAGGGGCCAGCGAGCGAUUGAUGUCGUCCACGGCAGCAAAGAAAAACUAGUCAAGGAAUCUGGGGCGGAUCUUUUCGUGGACAAAACGCAGUUCCUAAGGGACGAUAAUGGCGCCGCGCUGAGGAAGCACGUUCAUUUGCUUACGGGUAAGCUGAAGACUUACGCUGCAGUUGUCCGUACUGCUGUGAAUGCGGCAUAUGCGCAGGCAUUGCCGUUGCUGCGUCUCAGUGGCACGGUGGUCUGUGUGCGCAUUCCGAAAAAUGACCCCCAGGCUAUUGCGACGGCGUUCCCAUCUACGAUGAUUCUCAAGCAAUGGUCGAUUACGGGUUCGGUAGUUAGGAGUCGGAAGGAGGCCAUCGAGACUGUGGAUUUUACUGCCAGGGGUGUUGUUACCGUGCAUUGUGGGACUGAGAAGAUGGAUGCCUUGACUGAGGUAUUUAAUGAGACCGAGGAGGGGAAGAUUCAACGCUGGAUUUUGUUAAGUCUCUCGGGAUGA
Molecule: messenger RNA, 582 nt
Organism: Penicillium digitatum Pd1
Lineage: Eukaryota; Fungi; Ascomycota; Eurotiomycetes; Eurotiales; Aspergillaceae
Source: RefSeq, a predicted model, not a curated record